Molecule: messenger RNA, 552 nt
Organism: Malassezia pachydermatis
Lineage: Eukaryota; Fungi; Basidiomycota; Malasseziomycetes; Malasseziales; Malasseziaceae
Exons: 3
Coding region: 1-552 (183 amino acids)
Source: RefSeq, a predicted model, not a curated record
AUGGAGCAUCCCAAACGUGAAAUCACGGGCGUUGUGGAAGGCCUUGUGCGAGCCAAGACGGCUGAGGACCAGAAAAAGGUUCUAGAACGGUACUUUACCCCAGAUGCCUCCUUUGAUCACCCCAUGUGUGCUGUAAACUCUUGGCCUCACUCAAGAGAUAAUGGUAUCUUGCAAAUCUACCAGUGGCUGCGUAUCAUGUUUAUGGACACUCUCAUCGAGGUACACUCCGUCGCGUACGAUGAGUCAAACAAGCGUAUAUACAUUGAGGCCACACAAACGUUGCGUUGCAACCUUUCCUUUAUUCGCUCAAUACACGCACCAAAGGCAACCCUAGUGGUACUUCUGAAUUUAGUUCAAGGGUCUGAUAAGAAGUAUUACAUUUGCAAGCAACAAGAUGUGUACCCUAUCCAGGAGUUGCCAUGCAAACUGAUCCCUGGCCUGAGCACUAUGGUGAUGUUUAUGAAGCUCUUGGUCGGCAUUCUCAUUUCUAUUUACGUGGCAAUCUUCCAGCUCUUUGGCGUCUGGACUCUGAAACCGACCCGGACGGCCUAA